Messenger RNA from Hibiscus syriacus, 1725 nucleotides. Its product is annotated as 50S ribosomal protein L4-like. The record is from RefSeq and is a predicted model, not a curated record. The transcript has 9 exons. NCBI's taxonomy places the organism in Eukaryota, Viridiplantae, Streptophyta, Magnoliopsida, Malvales, Malvaceae. Gene Ontology annotation, cellular component: ribosome. Gene Ontology annotation, molecular function: structural constituent of ribosome. Gene Ontology annotation, biological process: translation. Bases 343 to 1290 code for a protein of 315 amino acids.
AAGCCCUAACCUCAAAUCCCUUUUGGCCCAAACAGUAAUAAUACCGGAAAGUGGCGAGGUGAGGUUGUUCAUUUUCAUUACGUCUGGCUUUAUCCCCACACUUUUGCCUCCAUUCUCUUAAAAUCGGCUCCCUCAACCGCGACGGUACAACGUCAACGUUCUCCGGUUUCGUUUCAGCGUCCGGGUUCCCGCCGCUUCCAUCCUCAUUGUACAUUUAUGAUUCUUAGCUAAAGCUGUGGACUUCAAUCGUAAGUUUGGAGUGUAGAUGAGCAGGCGACUUUGUCUUGUUGAGCAGGUGAAUUUGUCUUGAUGCUAUUGAACUAGUACCUGGUUAUUCAGAGUAUGGCUUUGUCAAUCUCGAGAAGGAUUGCACGUUCUUUUGGUUCACUGUCUGCCUUGAGCUUACGCGCAUCUCCAACUGUCGCAGCUCGUUCAUUUAAAACUUCUGAAUUGAGUGGUCGUAUUACUGGGGAUAACUUGCCUCUUGCGCAACAUUUUAGCCUUUCCAAGGGUGGUCCAUCUUUCCUUGGUUUUCGAAGGUUUUCAACUAGAAUUUUGACUCCUGAUUCGAACGGAGGUGCUUUUCCGUCUGAUUUACUCUCUUCAAAGACCGUACUAAUACCAGAGUGCACUAAUGGAUUUUAUGAGGACCUUGUAGUUCCCGUGACAAAUUUUCAUAAUGAAGAUCGUGGCUUCAUGGUUUUGGCUGGUGAUGUUUUUGAUGUACCUAUUAGAAAGGAUAUUAUCCACCGUGUUGUACGAUGGCAACUUGCAAAACGACAACAGGGAACACAUUCAACAAAAACUAUUAGUGAGGUUAGUGGGACUGGUAGGAAGCCCUGGCGACAGAAGGGUACUGGGCGAGCCAGGCAUGGAACACUGCAGGGUCCCCAGUUUCGAGGUGGUGCUACUAUGCAUGGCCCCAAACCUGGAAGUCAUGCUUUUAAAUUGAAUAAGAAGGUUAGACGUCUUGGACUGAAGAUUGCACUGUCUGCUCGUGCUGCUGAAGGAAAGCUUCUUGUCUUUGAGGAUUUGGAGGUCCCUACACACAAAACCAAAAAUAUAGUUAACUAUGUGAACCAAAUGGAGAAUGCCAAGAAAUUUCUGCUGCUGGAUGGUGGCCCCAUAAAUGAAAAUUUGAAGCUAGCUACACAAAAUCUACAUUAUGUCAAUGUAUUGCCAUCAAUUGGCUUGAAUGUGUACAGCAUCUUGCAGCAUGACACAUUAGUGAUGUCCCGCGAUGCUGUUAACAGGAUUGUUGAGCAAAUGCACAUUCCAAUCAACCGUUAAACAAGAAUCCCAUCAAUUGGUCCUUUAGUUUUCUCUUCGAAUAGGAAGCCCUUUAUUUUGCCCAAAGCAGCUUGGGAGAUAAAAGAGAAAUCUCAAACGAUUUGUGUCUUAUCUAUGAACUGAUAUGUUCAAAUGCAUGGCAGUUAGCAAGAGGAACAGUUUGAUUGUGGAGAGCUACAGCAGGAUAGCAGUAGGGUGUAUAAAAGAUCCUAUACUAUGUCCGCUACCCUUUAUGGAAUUGGUUAGAGGCAUUGCAAAAAUUGUUAAGGAAAGGGUAGUCGUACUUCGUUGUGUUAGAAGGAGUGUUAACGCGAAAGCAGACGAACUUGUACUUAUUAGGAGAGUUUAAAUGCAUGAAGGGGGUCUUUUUUGAACAUUGUUUGAAUGUGGUCAUGUUCUUAUUAGGAGAGUUUAAAGGACGAUAUUGUACUUCAA